This is a messenger RNA of Plasmodium malariae, 5439 nucleotides long. RefSeq names its product conserved Plasmodium protein, unknown function. Bases 1 to 5439 code for a protein of 1812 amino acids. The transcript has a single exon. Lineage: Eukaryota; Apicomplexa; Aconoidasida; Haemosporida; Plasmodiidae. The record is from RefSeq and is a predicted model, not a curated record.
AUGCUACGAAUUGCUUAUUUUUCUCUUUCCUUUAUUAUUCUGUCCUUUUUAUUUUUUUCUGGUCAUAAUGCAUUACCGAAUGAGGAAGACAAAAAUAAAAAAGCUAUACUGUUAGCUUUAUUAACUAAUACGUUUAUCAAUAAUAAAGAAUAUAAAAAUGGAGAAGAUAUAAAUAUUGCAUUAGAAAAUAUAAAUAAUAUGAAAUUACACCCAACUGAUAAUGAUAAAUUUGAUAAAUUUUUGGAUGCACUCUUUAAACAUCAUAAUAUUUAUGUAACUUUGGACGAUCACGAUAAAAGAAUAAUACAUAUCUCGGGGGUGUUAAGUGAAUUUUAUGUUGAUGUAGAUACAUUAACUGAGGAAAAACAAAAAGAAUACUUUAACACUUUUUAUGAAAAAGGACAUACCUUGAUUAAUUUAAUAUUACACAGUAAUUUAAUACACACUAAACAUGACAAAGAUGUGAAUAAAGAAAAUCAUAAAGAAGAAACAAAACCAAAUCACCCGGACAGUCCAAUACCUGAUGAAGAGCCUAAUCUUGAGAAGGAACCUAUACCUGAUGACGUUUCUAAGGGUGAAGUAAAUCAUCAGCUUAAUUAUAAUAAUGUGUAUGAUAGCGAUAUCGAGGUUGAGUCAAAUCAUGAGGUUGAGCCAAAUCAUGAGGUUGAGCCAAAUCAUGCGGUUGAGCCAAAUCAUGCGGUUGAGCCAAAUCAUGCGGUUGAGCCAAAUCAUGCGGUUGAGCCAAAUCAUGCUACUGAACCAAAUCAUGCGACUGAGCCUAAUCCUGAGAAUGAACCUAUACCUGAUGACGUUUCUAAGGGUGAAGUAAAUCAUCAGCUUAAUUAUAAUAAUGUGUAUGAUAGCGAUAUCGAGGUUGAGUCAAAUCAUGAGGUUGAGCCAAAUCAUGAGGUUGAGCCAAAUCAUGCGGUUGAGCCAAAUCAUGCGGUUGAGCCAAAUCAUGCUACUGAACCAAAUCAUGCGACUGAACCAAAUCAUGCGACUGAGCCAAAUCAUGCGGUUGAGCCAAAUCAUGCGACUGAGCCUAAUCCUGAGAAUGAACCUAAUCCUGAGAAUGAACCUAUACCUGAUGACGUUUCUAAGGGUGAAGUAAAUCAUCAGCUUAAUUAUAAUAAUGUGUAUGAUAGCGAUAUCGAGGUUGAGCCAAAUCAUGCGGCUGAGCCUAAUCCUGAGAAUGAACCUAUACCUGAUGACGUUUCUAAGGGUGAAGUAAAUCAUCAGCUUAAUUAUAAUAAUGUGUAUGGUAGCGAUCAUGAGGAUGAGACAAAUCAUGAGACCGAGUUCAAACAAGAAGAGACUCACAAUUAUGAGUAUGAGGCCAAGCAAGAGGAUGAACAUAAGGAACAUUAUGAACACAGUCAUACGAAUGAACCCGAAAAAGAAGUCGCACACAGUUAUGAGGCCGAGCACAAAAAAGAAGACAAGCCCAUGCAAGAGAAUGAAGAGAACUACCAAUAUGGAGACGAUCAAGAAUAUGAUGAAGAAGAAUUUAAGAAUAAGAAUGUUGAAUAUAUACAAAAGAAAUUAAAAAAUUUGCUUGCGAUGAAAAGUAUUAAAUUAAAUAAUAACUCAAAUGGAGAAUUUAAAGUUAAUUUUUACACAAAUUAUGUGAAUUAUAUCAACCAGCCCCCCUCAAACAGUGGAUCUAAUCAUCAGGAGAAAUAUGAAUAUACUGAAAUAAAUCAAGAGAGUAAAAAGAAAAAAAAAAAAAGCGACAAAAUGGAUUAUAACAGUUAUUUUGUUAAGGAAGUGCCCACUGUAGUAGGUGAAGAUGAGGGAGAAGGGGAUGAUAUUGUGAAUACAAAUGAUAUUAAACAGGUGAAUGAAAAUUUAUAUAAUACAAAUAAAGCAUAUGAUCAUAUGUAUAAUAAAAAGAUUGAAGGGAUGGAAGAAAAAGCUAAUAAAUAUUAUCCGUAUGAUGACUCAAGUGAAUACGCAGACAACGCAAGAUAUUUGAAAAAAGGGAAUGAGCUGAACAAAGAAGGUAACAAUUAUUAUUAUUAUGAUGAUGGAAAAACUCAACAUCGUAGGAGUAACGAGUACGAGCAAGAUAGAGGAAAUAUAAAUGGGAUGAAAAUGAGUAAUAAAAAACCCGGAAAAAGCGAGGCGAAGGCUUCACAUUUUCCGUACACUUACUACAAUCCAUAUUAUAUGUAUAGUCUGAAUAGCACCGGAUCCCCAAAAUAUAAUAGUAAUAGUAAAUACAAUAAUGGGUACACUAAUGGGCACAAUAAUGAAUACAACUAUGAAUACAGCAAUAAAUACAACGACAAAUACAACGACAAAUACAACAACAAAUACAGUAAUAAAUACAGUAAUAAAUACAAUAAUGAAUACAAUAAUGAAUACAAUAAUGAAUACAAUAAUGAAUACAAUAAUAAAUACAAUAACGAAUACAAUAAUAAAUACAAUAAUAAAUACAAUAACGAAUACAAUAAUAAAUACAAUAACGAAUACAACAAUAAAUACAACAAUAAAUACAACAAUAAAUACAGCGAUAAAUACAGCGAUAGAUACAAAAAAUAUAAUAAUAAUUAUUAUAAUAAUUAUAAUAAAAAGCAAAACAAAAAGAGCCUGUACGAUUUCAUGCUUCAGAAGAAGGCUUUAGAAAAAGAACAUAUGCUAAAAAACAAUUAUGAAAACCAAGAGAGUAAUACAAAAAAAAAUAAAAUAGGAUUAUUCUUGGAUACACUAACAGAACUUGCUCGUUACAUAGAGUCAACUAUUAACAAGAAUAAAAUAAAUGCAAGCAAAAUGAAAAAUAAUCAAUUGGGCGAUAAUAAACAUGAUGCUAUACAACAGAGUAAAAAACGACCUAUACAUAAAAGAAAAGAAAUGAAAAGUAGGAAAAUGAAAACAAAAACUGAUUUGGUAGAUGAAAAAGAAAAAGAAAAAAUUCAAGAUACUAUGUUUGUUAAAAUUGGUCAGAAUGGUACAAUUGGGCUUUUAAAUUUUUUCGAUUUUAGAGAAGGUCUUUUAAAGAACAAUUUUAAAGACUUAAUAUAUGUAAUGGAAUAUUUAAAUGUAUUUAAUAUUACUGAAACUAUUAUGUUUAUACAAAAGUUUACUGAGAGUAUUUGUGCAUCUUACUGUAUGGGUAUAACAAAUGUUUUAGAAUUGUCAAAUAAUGAUAUGUUGUUAUACGAAAAAAUGAGAUUAAUUUUUAACAAUCAAGGUAUGACAGUAGUAACAAAAAAUUCUGAAUAUGAAUUUAAUGAUGCAGAAUUUGAAAAAUUUUUACUUUUAUUAAAUUUAAAUAAAUAUACUAUACCUUUAAACUGUCCUUGCAAGUUUUAUACUAACAAUAUUAUUAGCUAUUACAUACAAUAUAAUUCAGGUUUAAAGGGGAAUUUUUAUCAAUUGAAAAAAUCACAAUUUACAGAAAAGUUCUCUCCUUCUUAUCUAUUAGAUAAAUUAAUUGUUCUACAAGAUAAAUUGAAUUAUAUUAGAAAACAUGGAAAACUAGAAGUAAAUAAAAGAGCAGUUAAAAAUGAAGAUGACGAUGAUGAUGAUUUUCAUGAAAAUGUGUAUUAUCACAAGCAACGAUAUAUUCCUACUAUAAGAACAUUAAAUGUAGAAAAUAAUAGUAAUACUACGGAUAAUACUGUAAACAAUUUUACAUAUCCAGACAUGGACUUAUUAAUUGUAUACUACAAUUCACCAUUAGUAAAUUUUAAAAAUUUAACGGAUGUAAAAAAUAUUCUUAUUGAAGAAGUCAAUUCAAAAAUAUUUUAUAUCAACUCUUUUCGAAUAGGUAACCAAUUUUUCCCAACCUACAGCAACUUAGGAAAAGAUGACCACGAUCUAGAAAUCUUAGAAGAAGUAAAUGCUUCUAAAAUUAAUGCACCUAGUAGGAAUAGCGGUAAAUCUACCUCUAAAUCUACCACUUCUAAUCAAAAUAAUGGUAAACAUGUAUCCCACUUAGGAUGUUUUACCUUACCAAACGUAAAGUCAUUGGAUAAACACAAUAACAAACAAAACGAGGACAACUUUUUAUCUUCCCCUAUUAAAGUACAAGGGGAUUGUGAAUGGGUUCCUUUAAAAAGUCCACAAAAUUAUGAAGAUUUUUAUAAUGAAAAGAAACGAAAUACGGGUUUAUUUGAAAAGAGUGAAGAAAGUAACAAUGAAAAUAAAUUAAGUGAUGAUUUAAAUUUAAAAUAUAACUUUUUUGAAAAUGGAGAUAUAGAUAAUAAAAAAGAAGAAGAUUUGUACGCAAAAAAUAUACAUGCUAAUGAUACUAGUGAAACGGACUCGUUACCACUAAAUGGUAAAACAAAGAAGAAAUAUCAUAGCAACAAAAGCAACAUCAGUAGUAACAGCAAUAGUAACAACAUUGGUAAUAACGAUAGCAAUGUGAAAAAGAGUAUAAAGGCAAAAUAUCUAAUUUAUUUUUUUAAAAAUAUACAUGUGUGGAAAACCCAAGUGUACUGUCAAAAUAUGAACUAUAUCAAUAAUUUACUGGAAAACAUAAACUAUGAUGAAGAUAUUAUAUUCCAGGAAAAUUUAGAAGAGGAUAUUGUCUAUGUUUAUUUUACCAGCAAAUUAGGAGUAAAAUAUGAUAUUGAUGUUAAUUAUUUUAUAUUUUUAUUACAAAAAAUAUCCUUAAUAAUGUAUGUAGAAGAUUUAUGUGGUAUUUUCCAAUUAGAUGAUGUUAAACAAAAUCAAAAAUUAGACAGACAUUUAGAGAAUACUACAAAUACACAAAAUUUUAUAGAAAAACAUAUUAUAUUUUUUUAUGAACAAUAUUCUAAUAAAAAUAAAUAUGCAAAACAGUUAUCUAACAUUUCUACCUCUACUUUCUUUUCUUCUAAAAAAGAUAUAAUUUUGAAUACAGAAUCGUAUAAUAAUAUUAUUUUUAAUGAAAAGGAUAUUUACGAUGUUAUGUUUAUUUAUAUGGAAGAUGUGUUGACAGAAAAAAUGGUUAUUGAUACUUGGCUUACGCCAUAUGGUUUCAUGUUAUAUAAACCAAAUAAUGAUAGCGGUAAUAAUGAUAAUAUCAAAUUGUCAAUAUCUAAAAAUGAAAAUAUAACUAAACAUUCAAGAAACUCUAUAGAUAAAUAUUUAUUUUAUGAAUAUAAAAAAAUAAGCAAUAACAUUUUACAAUAUUAUGAUGAUUUGAAUUCUAAAAUUCCUCAAUUUAAAGAUAACCUAAAAGAAUAUAAAUUAGUCAUAUAUAAUGAUAAUCCAUCUAUGACAAAUAUUGUUCUUACAACAACUAUAAACGUAUUAAAUGUUGCCCUAUUGCAAAGUAUAUUAGAAGUAGUAUUAGAAAUCAAAGCAAAUCAACAAUUCUUUUCCUACAAUGGUAAAUUUAUAUCAUUAAAUACAUUCAUCAUCUUAGACGAGGGUAUAAAUUAUCUCUUCUUUAACUACAUCCCUAAUGAAAAUCACCCUGCGUUAAGUAAUACCGGAUAUGCCUGA